GGGCGAGUAUCACGUGGCAAAAGGGCACAAAUAGAUGACAAACGCCCAAACAGCCUUCGCCUGUGCACUCACGUCUUGUCAUCUACCACCACAUCCAUACACUCCCCUCGUCCUAGACUCUCUAAGUUCAAGCCUUCGCAUUAAUAUUAUUGCAUAGUCAUGGCUCUCAAGCGCAUUAACAAGGAAUUGAUUGACCUCGGGCGCGACCCACCCUCCUCCUGCAGCGCCGGACCUACUGGCGAUAACAUGUUCCAAUGGCAAGCAACGAUCAUGGGGCCUGGUGACUCACCUUACGCCGGCGGCGUGUUUUUCUUAUCGAUCACAUUCCCGACCGAUUACCCCUUCAAGCCGCCCAAGGUCAGCUUCACCACCAAGAUCUACCACCCCAACAUCAACGCCAACGGCUCGAUCUGUCUCGACAUCUUGAGGGAUCAGUGGUCACCAGCGUUGACCAUCUCGAAAGUUUUACUUUCGAUUUGUUCAAUGUUGACAGACCCCAACCCUGAUGACCCCCUGGUGCCCGACAUUGCGCAUUUGUACAAGACCGAUCGGGCCCGGUACGAGGCAACGGCGCGGGAGUGGACAAGGAAGUAUGCUAUGUAGUAAACGUGGAUCACUCCGAUGGUUUCCUGGUGUAUCAUUCAGUCUCAUGGCUCUAUAUUCUUGUACCAAUUCAUUCCUUCAUGUGACGCAAUCAACGCUUUCUUACGAAGAUGUACCUAUAAUUGUCGUCGGCGUGUUGUAAGAGGAGCGAUCGGUUUUC
This is a messenger RNA of Gloeophyllum trabeum ATCC 11539, 763 nucleotides long. RefSeq names its product ubiquitin-conjugating enzyme. Gene Ontology annotation, cellular component: nucleus. Gene Ontology annotation, biological process: ubiquitin-dependent protein catabolic process; protein polyubiquitination. Gene Ontology annotation, molecular function: ubiquitin conjugating enzyme activity. NCBI's taxonomy places the organism in Eukaryota, Fungi, Basidiomycota, Agaricomycetes, Gloeophyllales, Gloeophyllaceae. The record is from RefSeq and is a predicted model, not a curated record. The transcript has 6 exons. The coding region runs from base 160 to 603 and encodes 147 amino acids.